Eurypyga helias (sunbittern) is the source of this 983-nucleotide messenger RNA. It is a transcript of the gene MFRP, whose product is annotated as membrane frizzled-related protein. The record is from RefSeq and is a predicted model, not a curated record. NCBI's taxonomy places the organism in Eukaryota, Metazoa, Chordata, Aves, Eurypygiformes, Eurypygidae. Gene Ontology annotation, molecular function: protein binding.
AGAGCUGUGCCUGGGACGAGCACUUGUGUGACCAGGGGCUCUGCCUCUCCCCGGGCUUCAUCUGCGACGGCUUCCACGACUGCGUGGGCCAGAGCGACGAGGCCAACUGCAGCCUGAACCACAAAGAGUGUGGGGGACCGCUGACCGCCUUGGAGGGGCACUUCUCCACCCCGGGCCAUCCCCAGCCAUACCCGCACCAGCAGGUGAGAGACGGGAUGCCGGCGGGAUGGAGGCAGGAGCAGGAUGAGGUGCCUGUGGGCCACGUCAUCGACCUGCACUUCCACAACUUCAGCCUGGAGUCGCACGAGGACUGCAGCUUCGACUUCGUGGAGGUGCAUGACAGCGCAGGCAUGGGGGCCGCCAGCCUAUCCGGCAGGUUCUGUGGCCACCAGCUGCCACCUACCCUGACCUCCUCACGUCACGUCAUGACCGUCCUCUUCGUGGCGGAUGAGGGAAUAGCAGAUGAUGGGUUCUUCGCCACCUACCAAGCCCGCAAUGCCACAGAGAGUAGGUAGCCAAGCAGGGGCGCAGGCUGUGGAAAUGGUGAGUGUCAGGCGCUGGAGUCCGUCUGUGAUGGCUGGCACGACUGCCCUGACGGCACGGAUGAGCUAAACUGCACCGGGGUCUCCUACCCGGCAUUUGGGUCUGUCUGUGAGCCUCUGGAAGUGGAGAUGUGCCUGGGACUGGGCUACAACGCCACCUCCUUCCCCAAUAUGUCUGACCAGGAGGGAGCCGCCGAGGUGCUGCAGGACUAUCAGAUGCUGAUGGAGCUUGCCUGCUACCAGCACCUCCGCCUCCUCAUCUGCAGCCUCUUCGUGCCCAAGUGCACCCCGGACGGCGGUGUCCUGCAGCCCUGCCGAGCCGUGUGCCUGGCUGCUGAGCUGCGGUGCCAGCAGUCCCUCGGCCUCCUCGGCAUCCUUUGGCCCAUCAACUGCAACAUCCUACCCGACUCCAAUGACCCUGUAGAGUGCUUCCAGCCCUGA